AUGAAACAUUACUUCACGUUGCUGAUUUGUCAAUUUAUUGAUGCGGUGGUUUGAAAUUGAAGUGCGAAGCUCCGCAUUUCACAAUUAUUAAUUUAGUCAAUUUUUCAUGAGGACGAGUGCAUUGUGUGCGUGAAGUGAUAAAGGACAAAGACAUAAGUGUAGUUUUUAAUAUGGUUUUGGCCGAAAGGAAUACCGAUGUUCGAAAUGGGAAGCGGUCGAGGGGGCCAAGCCCCAAUGGCCAUGGAAGUCCUGACUCAAGUUCUGAAGAUGAAAAUGCAGUGGUACCGUUUGCAGCUGAGAAAAUCCGUGUGGGGAGGGAUUACCAGGCAGUGUGUCCGGAGCUGGAAGCCGUGGACCAGCGGAGGCCCGAGCUCAUCGCAGACAGGGCCCUGCUGGUGUGGUCCCCCACUGCUGACAUUUCCGAUUCUAAAUUGGAUGAAUACAUAACAGUAGCAAAAGAGAAGUAUGGUUAUAAUGGUGAGCAAGCACUGGGCAUGUUGUUCUGGCACAAACACGACCUGAACCGAGCAUCAAUGGAUCUGGCCAACUUCACACCAUUCCCUGAUGAGUGGACGGUGGAAGACAAGGUGUUGUUCGAGCAGGCCUUCCAGUUCCAUGGCAAAAGCUUCCACAGGAUACGGCAGAUGCUACCGGACAAGUCAAUAGCAUCACUAGUGAAAUACUACUACUCCUGGAAGAAGACGAGAGCUCGCACAUCACUGAUGGAUGUUGUAGGAGAGAACCGCAAUGCCACCGGCACCACUGGACCCACGGGUAAAAGAGAAUCCGGUGCUUCAGAGCAAGGUGGCUCUGACAAAGAGUCUGACAAUGAUGAAAAGGGCUCGGGCGCGCAGCGAUGCACGGGCUGCGGCGUGCACUGCACGCUCACCACGCCCCACAACUCGCAGCGGCUGUGCCAGGCAUGCCUCGUGCACGCCAGACGCACGGGCAGCAUGCGGCCGCUGUGCGGGCCGGCGGGGCGGCGCGGGCCCGGCGGCAAGCAGCGGUUCAAGCACCGUCUGCCAAGAGGCAUUUACAUCAACCACGACGACCUGGUUGCCAUGGCGACCGGCCCGCAGCCCGGCGAGCCGACCCAACCCGGAUUGGUCAAUCAAGGCGACGCCAUGCUCAAGGCGAUGGAUCGAGAGAUCGUGUCGCUCAAGAGACAAGUGCAGCAUAAUAAGCAACAGUUGAGUGCAAUGAAGAGGAAGGUUGGAGACAGUGGUAUAGAGCAGCUUCGGCCCGGAGAGCCUCCUGCUAAAAUCAACUCGCGAUGGACCAAUGAGGAGCUGCUAAUGGCUGUCACCGCCGUCAGGAAAUAUGGCAAGGACUUCCAAGCGAUCGCGGAGACGCUCGGCACGAAGACGGAGGCGCAUGUUCGCACGUUCUUCAUCUCGUACCGCCGCCGCUACAACUUGGACGCCGUGCUGCGCGAGCACGAGGCCGAGCGAACGGCCAGCGUGCACCACAUCACAGGAACAAGCACAGACAACCCUGAGAGCGCGACGGACAGUCCCAGCGCCAACGGAACCACCUCACCCACAAAUACCACCAAGGAUGAAAAGACAGAAGUAGACAGCGAGGGCGUGUCCAUCGGAGCGCCGGCGGAGCAGGGCGGCGCCCCCACCGCGCCCGCGCCGCUCAAGCCGCGCGUCAACUGAUGCCCGAGGACCCGUUGACCGCCCACCGCUAGACGGAAACAAAAAUGAUGGCCACAAAGAAGAACGCUAGACGGAAAGAAAAAUAAUCGCCACUAAGAAGAAGAUAUCGGUUGGGAAAAGAAUCAAUUUCGGAAGAAAAAUAAUACUGCGGAGCUUUACACGAUAGUGGCAAAAGGACAGCCUCAGCUAAUGCUGCGUAUUGCAUAUGAUUGUGUAAAUAUUAUAUACGAUAAAACUUUAUGUGACACCGGUGUGACUGUAUCCACGCACAGCUGUACUGGCCUCGAAGUGAAUGAUUAAUAGAGGGGUAAUAUUUGCAGAGUGGAAGUGGAGCAUUGUAUUUGUAAUGUGGCUUUACUGACUCUUUUGCGUUUCCGAUUAUUAUCAUCAUAAUCUCUAAAUAGUAUUUGACAUCUGAAUAAGGUAUUUGACGGCGUUAAAAUAAGUAAUAAUAUGAAGUUCUUACAAUCCUGUAAGAUUAAUAAUAUGGAUUAUAAACAGCAAAGCUUCUUUUUAACUUCAUAAAGGGAGAUACUAUGGUAGUUUUGGUUCUCAUUUACCCACCAAAAUCCUAUGUCUCGUUAUUUCAGAUACUAAUUUGACAAAUGCAAAUGUAAAGUUGAUAAAAAUCUGGUAAGUAGGAAUGGAAUGCACAUAUCUACCACUUUUACCUUACUUUUACACCCAACUUAACAUUUGCAUGUUGUCAAAUUAAAUUAGUAUCUAUGAUUAAAAAAACUUGAAUAAGAUUUUUGUUUGCAUUUGAGCUGUCAAUGCCCAGGCGGUCUUCUGUAUCACAUAAUAAAUUAAUAAUAUUGAAUGAGAAAUACAACAACUGUGUAACGCUUUAUAUUUCUUAUGAUCAUUACAUUCUGUUAUUUAGCUAAGACUGAUGCAAUAUGUUUUAAAUAAGUGACACAAAUCUUACUUCAUUGCAAAAACUGAGUCGGUCGACGUCAUGGAUAUGUAGUCAAUUUCUAUAAUUUUUACCAGGUCGGUAAAUUAUUGUCAUAAAGAUAAUAUUGAAAUGCUCCAAAUUAUGAGACUAUUCAUGACGCCGUUUGAACUACUUCUACACAAGCCAUAAACCAUGUUUUUUUAAAGUAUAAGCCUCAGAAAGCUUUUAAUAUUGACCACAACACUUAUUUUACAAUACUUUAACAUUCGCAGAAGCUAGUAUAAAGCAUUUAAAACAGUCUAUAGUAUCGUUUGUAAUUAAUUAGAUAUUACAAUCGUGUGUAAAAUCAUUUAUGUAAUGGAAAUUCAAUUUUAAUAUAUCAAAUCGAACAAUAAUACGAUAGUUCGGCAUUGCAUUAUGCCUUCAACGUAAGAAAGUUUGUAUACGCUUCAGGAAAGCAUUAAUAGGUAGGUCCUUGUAAAGUGUAAAUAUAUGAUGUGUGUUAAGUGUGCAAAAUGGUAUGAUCCCUAUAUUUCUAGUAGGUUAUAAGUAUUAUUUUUUGUAAAUUUGAUGGUUUCAGUUUCUUAGGAAAUAAUGGAAAAUAGGAAGAAGAAUUCUACCGUAGUGGUGCCGCCAACAUUAUAUAGACUGAGAAUUGUGUUGUGAUUGACCACUGAAGAAACUUAUACUGUACAGAUCUUAGCAAAAUGUGUUAUAAUAAUAAUUGGUUUAAUGGUAAAAAGGUGUUUGGGGUGUCCAAGCUGUCCACUCACCAUAAAAAUAUCAAUACAAAGCAAAUAUUUUCAAUAUAUGACGGUUUUACGUAAAUUGGGGCACUUUAGAUUGAAAUGUAUAGGAAUUUCUUCGGUCAUUUAGGAUUGUACUCUUAAGUGUUUUUUGAAAUUUCUGUAUUCAUUUAAGAUCAGUUUAAGGUUAGGUGUUCGUUUAUUUUAUGAUCUCUUCACUACAAAAGGGAGAAUGACUAGGUUUGAAUGUGCUUUUUUUGCUCUAAUAGGAUAAAUAUUUCACAUGUCUAACAGUUUAUUUAAGUAUGUACUUAUAUAAACCAUGAUUUGUUUACAUGUGAUAAAUCUUUAGGUAGAUCUAGAGAUAUCGUAAAAUAUCACUUGCCUUAAUAAUAAUGUCAUGUAUACUCGCAUGCUUAAACUAAUACUACUAAACAUAAGUAUAUUAGACGGCUUACAGCAUUCGUUUACGAUAGAUAUACAGUUAGUUUUAUAUUUUACUCUAAAAAGAGGUAGAAGUUUUGUGUAGUCUCAUUGUAUGAUACGAUUAUAACUUAUUAAUGUUUUAAGAAUAAAAAGUAUCGUUUGCAGAAUUCAUACUAGAUAGGCGAAAAUAAAUACUGAGAUAGAGCGGCUGAGCCGCAGCAAAAUCUACUGUGAAAAUAGCUGUAUCCUCUAGACUAGAAAAUUGGGUUACUUGACCGUACAAAAAGCAAUACUAUUAACAUAAUAUCAAUUUAAAAAUUAUCGGUUCUACUGCCUAGAACAGGAUUAUUAUUAGGAUUGCAAAUGCAUUAGUAUUAAUUUAUUUAUACACAGACGUAUGUACAUUUUAUAUAAUAGCUACAAUUGCCUUAUUGUUUAAAUAAUAGACACAUUAGAUUCUCCGGGCAGAGGCUCCAGCCAUAGUCAGUUGUGAAAUGAGCUAAAUCUAAAUCUUAUUUUUAGUGAAAGUGUAUUUUGCAAUGAUCUAUGUAAUUACAGCGCGUACGGGGAAUAUAAUUUAAGUAUGUAUUGACUAAUAUUUUUGUACACGUAAAAGACAUCUUGAUUGAAUGAAAACCUAAGUAUAGAGUGUGUUAAAUAGUUUUAUUAUUUUACCAUAUUUAAUUAUUCUUUAGCAAAUAUCUUUAGAGUAUAAGUUCUUUCAUUUAGCGUCCUUAGCUUAAUUUCUAGCAUAAUCGAUUUACUUUUAAUAUAUUUUUACAUCACGUCAGCAAAAUAAAAUGGGUUUUUGAUUUCGGUAUUAUCCAAAGAUGUGGUUACCGAUGAAAUUAUCUUAAGGCAUUGUUUGUGCACUAAAAUCAUUCUCAUCAAUUUUAAAUUGAUAGUGUAAAGUCCGCCUAAUUUUUAACUAAAUUCUUUUCUUUUCGUUUUGAUAAGUAGUUUUCUUAUGUGAAGCCGUUUUUUUUUACAAAUUGAACUUUUAUAUCAAGAUAGUUAAACCAAUAUAAUUAACGUAAUAGAAGCAUUUCCCUGAAAAAAGAUGUCAUAAUCUAGCCAAUUUGAAACCUAAUAAACAAUGUGAGAUAGGCGUUUCAACUUUCUCUGCAUUUUCGUUCUUUUGCAGGCUGCGCAGUUAGACUGGCUAGUGCGCGGUCGGCCUAAGACAACUAGAAUUAUCCUCUAGAAGCUAGAAUUGCUUUCAAUUAAAAUAUUUCAAGAAUGUGUGAUAUGAAUACAAGUGACGCACCACACGCAAUGUUACAAAUUAUUAACUAGUGAGGUUAAAUUAUUAAUUUACUUUAGUACCGUCGAUUUAAGUUGGGUUAUGGGAUUAUUGUUUUUUAGUUUUUGUAAAUAUGAUUUUCAUGGAGUCGCAUCUAUUCGUGUAUCAGUGUUCAGUUUAGUAAAAUGUAGCUCUCCUAAAGCAAACUCUUACAUCCGUAUAAAAAUCCAAAGAUUGUGCACACAAACUAAAGUCAUUUUUUUAUUUUAUUGAUGCUUUGAUGUAGAGCUGUAGGGAUAUUGUUACAGAAUUAAAUUAUUUUUAUUAGAAUUUAUGUGCUCUGUAUAUUAAGAAUUAAUCAGUUACAUUAAUGAAGUUUUUAAUGAUUAAGUCAGUGCUCAAAACACCAUUAGUUUCAAUCUAAUCUGAUAAUUUCUAUUAUAACAAUUAGUUAAGAUAUCAAAAGUUCAAUUUUCAAUCUGCUAAAUAUUAGUUUGUUUUAAACACAUACAAUAAAUUAAUAUAAGUAUAUAUGAA
Molecule: messenger RNA, 5511 nt
Organism: Plutella xylostella (diamondback moth)
Lineage: Eukaryota; Metazoa; Arthropoda; Insecta; Lepidoptera; Plutellidae
Gene: CoRest
Product: REST corepressor
Biological process (GO): regulation of transcription by RNA polymerase II; negative regulation of DNA-templated transcription
Cellular component (GO): transcription regulator complex; histone deacetylase complex
Molecular function (GO): transcription corepressor activity
Source: RefSeq, a predicted model, not a curated record